Molecule: messenger RNA, 713 nt
Organism: Spea bombifrons (plains spadefoot toad)
Lineage: Eukaryota; Metazoa; Chordata; Amphibia; Anura; Pelobatidae
Gene: CLRN2
Product: clarin 2
Exons: 3
Coding region: 1-699 (232 amino acids)
Source: RefSeq, a predicted model, not a curated record
AUGCCUGGAUGCUUUAAGAAAACUAUAUUUUCCUUGGCGUCUGCUUUUAGUUUGGUGUCUUUUGUGCUCAUAAUAGUUGCCAUGGCAACUCAGAAAUGGAUGACAGGAAAAAUACUUUGUCAAACAGGAGUUGAUUUGGUCAAUGCUACAGAUCCAGAAUUAGUCAAAUUUAUUGGAGAUAUUUACUAUGGACUUUUCCAAGGAGGCAAAGUGCGACAGUGCGGGCUCGGAAAGAGACGGUUCAAAUUCACAAUCUUCCCGCACAUGGUGAAAACAUUGAACAGCACUCUUCACGUGGCCAUUAUACUGUUCCUCUUCUCAGCCAUAUCUUUUGCUCUGAUCAGUUUUGGGUUCUGUGUUCACAAUAUAUUGAAGGUUCCUUACCGCUCCAUUAAGGGCCCUGCUGGAAUAUGCCUUUGGAAUUUUAUCGCAGGGAUGUUUAUUGUGUUUGCUGCAACAAGCUUCAUUGCCGCAGUCCGACUCCAUCAACUCACAGAGAGAAUUGCAAACUUCCGAGAAAACGUUUUCAGAAUUGUCAUCUUAGAAGAAACAUAUGAAGACUCAUUUUGGCUGUGUGUAGCAAGCGGAGCAACCCAUGCAGCAAACAUGUUAUUAAUGGCAGCAAGUGCAAUACGCCUCCCUAAGUUUAAGACAAAGACAGAAGAAGCAAAUGUGACCGCAGAGGACAUCAUGUAUUGAUCCCACGCGUGAUG